AUGGCAAAAGACAAAUAGGGCGAAAUAGAUGUGGAUAACAUUAUUGAAAGAUUGCUAAGUGUUCGAGGAAGUAAACCAGGGAAAAAUGUGAAUUUGACUGAAUCUGAAGUUCGUGGUCUUUGUGUCAAGGCCAGAGAUAUCUUCAUCAGCUAACCAAUUUUAUUAGAAUUGGAAGCGCCUCUCAAAAUUUGUGGCGAUGUUCAUGGUCAGUAUUUCGAUCUAUUGAGACUAUUCGAAUAUGGUGGUUAUCCUCCAGAGAGCAAUUAUCUUUUUUUGGGAGAUUAUGUUGACAGGGGGAAACAAUCUUUGGAGACCAUUUGUUUGCUUCUUGCUUAUAAAAUCAAGUAUCCUGAAAACUUCUUCCUUCUCAGAGGCAAUCAUGAGUGUGCAUCAAUCAAUCGUAUAUAUGGGUUUUAUGAUGAAUGCAAACGGAGAUACACAAUUAAAUUAUGGAAGACUUUCACCGAUUGUUUUAAUUGUCUCCCUGUUGCUGCAUUGAUUGAUGAAAAGAUUCUUUGUAUGCAUGGUGGAUUGUCUCCUGAACUCUCUAAUUUAGAGCAAAUCAGAAGAAUUAUGAGACCGACUGAUGUUCCUGACACUGGUCUCUUAUGCGAUCUACUUUGGUCAGACCCAGAUAAAGAUGUAUAAGGUUGGGCAGACAAUGAGAGAGGAGUUUCCUAUGUUUUUAGUUAGGAAAUUGUUUAAGUCUUUCUUAAAAAGCACGAACUCGAUCUAAUUUGCAGAGCGCAUCAAGUUGUUGAAGAUGGCUAUGAAUUCUUUAGUAAACGGCAAUUGGUCACUCUCUUCUCAGCACCGAAUUAUUGUGGUGAAUUUGAUAAUGCAGGUUCAAUGAUGACUAUAGAUGAAUCCUUAAUGUGUUCAUUCCAAAUACUAAAACCAGCUGAAUAAGGUGCUUAGGGUGCUUCCUAAUAAAACAAACCUCCUAGUGCUAAGUUUGUCAAUUGA
Paramecium tetraurelia is the source of this 966-nucleotide messenger RNA. RefSeq lists its product as uncharacterized. Gene Ontology annotation, molecular function: protein serine/threonine phosphatase activity. The transcript is spliced from 5 exons. Gene Ontology annotation, cellular component: cytoplasm; nucleus. The record is from RefSeq and is a predicted model, not a curated record. NCBI's taxonomy places the organism in Eukaryota, Ciliophora, Oligohymenophorea, Peniculida, Parameciidae.